AUGUACAGCGAUGAUGAGGAGGCGGAAAUUGCUGUGGACAUACGAUGCAUCACGGGCCAAAAGGAGCCCAUUAAGCCCGCGCUGGCCUCCGUCCGCAGCAAGGACCCCUCCAUCGUCGCCACCCACUACGACCCAUACCGCCGACGGCUGUACUACGGCCUGGACGACGGGGCCGUGUGCUUCUGGAUCAUGACCGAGUCCACCCCCAACAGCAACGCCAGCCGCUUCGUGGGCGCCCACAAGGGCCCUGUGUCCGCCAUCUGCACCCCGCGCCCCACCGACGGCGACCUGGGCAAGGGCGGCCUCAUUGUCACUGGGUCCGUGGAUUCCAGCAUAAAGAUCUGGGACUACCAGGGCAAGGUGAUGCUGGAGCCCACCGUGUGUGUUCAGACGCUGUACGGCCACAGCGGCACCGUCACCAGCCUGGUGAUCCUGGGGGACUACAUCAUCAGCAGCAGCACGGACGGGUCCAUAAAGAUGUGGCGGCACGAGGAGGGGCGGCGGCAGCUGGUGUACCCGUGGUUCGAGCUGCAGGCGACUGUCAGCGGCAUGGAGGGCUGGGUGCGGGGCCUGUCUCACGACAGCAGCGGGGAUGUGGGGGACCUGGGGGCCCUGUACGCGGCGGAUGAGUCGGGCGGUAUCACUCGGAUCGUACCGGAGGCGCUAUGGGACGACAGCAUUCAGAGGUUAUCCACGAGGAUGGACUUCAGGGUGAACCGGCGGGUGGAGCACCUGCACGACCGGAGCGUAUCUAUAAUCCGCUUUGUCGCAAAGUGGGACCUGGUGCUGACCGUGGCUUUCGACCUGUGCAUCAGGGCCUGGGACGUGAAGACUGAGUCCGUCCGGCACUGCUGGGCCAACGAGCGGCAGUGCCAGUUCACCACUCUGGAGGUCAACCUGGAGUUUGAUGAGAUCCUAGCUGGAGACACCAGCGGCGUCUUGUCCAUCUUCUCCAUCCGCACCGGCCGCCUCAUGGUUACAAAACACAUGGUACAGCCCGCCACUGCCGCCGGCAGCAAGCGGGGAGUGGGGGCCAGUGCCGCCAGCACCGCAGCCUCCGGCGGCAGCAGUAGCAGCAUUCAGUCGGUGGUUUCGGUGCUUGGUCGGCAGCUGUACGCGGUGACUACUGCCCGGGAGCUGGGGCUGUGGAUCAUUGACCACGAGCUGGAUUACAACGUGGCCCGGGGGGGACAUGAGAAGGCGGUCAUCAGCCUGUACACGUGCUCGGGAGGCGUGGCCGGCCCCGGCGCUGACCUGGACUACCGCAUCUUUAGCGCUAGCGUGGAUAACACCGUACGGCUGUGGGAUCCAUACGACAUGGGCUGCAUUCGCGUCAUGGAGGAGGCGACCUCGGAGAUCAGCGCCAUGACUUUCUUUGAGGGCUGGAACUUGCUUGUGACAGGUCACGACAACGGGAACAUCCGGCUGUGGAACCUGGACACGGGCCACGCCACCACCCUGAAGGACAAGCACACCAAUGCCGUGACGGCACUGUCACUGGCGCUGGUGCAUCGCAACGAGGAGCUGCUCAUAUCGGCCUCCUACGACGGCUGGGUGGUGCUGUGGGACAUCCGUAGCCUACGAGGGGAGCCGCCGCACAUGGUGGCCAAGUUCCGGGCGCACGGCCCCGAGGCGCCCAGUGGCAGCAGAGUCCCCGGCAGCGGCACGGGGGACAGCGGUAGUCCCACCCCGCAGCGGUCGUCGCUGACGGGGAUUGUCGCGGGUGCAGCAGCCGCCGCGGCUGCUGGGGAGCCCAGACCCUGUACGGACGCGCUGAGAGUGGCCCUUGCGUCUCCUGAACCGGAGAUCUUGGCCCUCAAGUAUGACCCACUGAAAAAGGCGAUUGUGACGGCGGGGACUGAGGGUAUCAUUAAGGUGUGGGCCGCCACCGGUUACGACUAUCUGGGCUGCCACCGGGGGCACAAGAAUGCUGUGACGUGCCUGGCACUGGACGCCAACUUCCUCUUCUCGGGAUCGGACGACUGCACAAUAUGCCUCUGGGACACAGUCCCUGCAGCUGUGAACAAGCCCCACUUUGCAGCCUUGAAAGGCACCUUCAGCACGCGGCCGCUCAAGGUGCUUGAGGCACACAGGCGGAGCGUCACCGGUCUGGACGUGCUCCCCGCCAGUGGUCACUUGGUCAGCUGCUCCCUGGACGGACAGCUGCUGGUGUGGGACUAUGUGGCCGGGCAAGUGCGGCACAGGUUCGCACACGACACGGAGGAGUUCCGUUGCCUCGCCCUGCGUUAUGACAGGCCCGAGGUGCUUGUGGGCACCCUGCAGGCCAACAUCUUACGGUACACGAUACAUGAGCAGGCGGUAGCAGCAGCUGGGUUUGGUCGGCGGCCAAGCAAGGGGCACGCGCGGCAGACCGUUGACUCAGUUCAGGGGCUGCAUGGUGUCGUGGAGGGGCUCACCCUCAAUAGCACGAAUGAGAACGGUGUAGGGUAG
Molecule: messenger RNA, 2451 nt
Organism: Volvox carteri f. nagariensis
Lineage: Eukaryota; Viridiplantae; Chlorophyta; Chlorophyceae; Chlamydomonadales; Volvocaceae
Exons: 11
Coding region: 1-2451 (816 amino acids)
Molecular function (GO): protein binding
Source: RefSeq, a predicted model, not a curated record